Messenger RNA from Trichomycterus rosablanca, 1697 nucleotides. Its product is annotated as transformer-2 protein homolog beta-like. The transcript has 8 exons. Gene Ontology annotation, biological process: positive regulation of mRNA splicing, via spliceosome. NCBI's taxonomy places the organism in Eukaryota, Metazoa, Chordata, Actinopteri, Siluriformes, Trichomycteridae. Gene Ontology annotation, molecular function: RNA binding. Bases 66 to 932 code for a protein of 288 amino acids. The record is from RefSeq and is a predicted model, not a curated record. Gene Ontology annotation, cellular component: spliceosomal complex.
CACGGGGUGUUUGUCGCCUGUCUUAUUACUUUAUUAAAUCAUAACUUUACAGCUAUUUGUCCACUAUGAGUGAUAACGAGAAGGAAUAUGUGGAGCGGGAGUCCCGCUCCAGGAGCCCGAGUCUGAGAGGGUCUGCGAAAUCGAACAGCUCUCCACAGCCAUCUAAACAUGCCUCUCGCCAUUCUCGAUCCAAAUCACGCUCCCACUCUAGAUCCAAGUCCAGGUCUCGCUCCCACAGGGGCUCACGACGCCAUUACUCCCGCUCUCGCUCACGUUCUCACUCUCACAGACGUCGGUCUCGCAGCCGCUCAGACAGCCGGGAGUAUAGACGCAGCCGCAGCCAUAGCCACUCGCCCAUGUCCUCCCGGAAACGACAUGUGGGAGACCGGACAAAUCCUGACCCCAACUGCUGCCUGGGUGUGUUUGGGCUGAGCCUGUACACCACAGAAAGAGACCUGAGAGACGUCUUCUCCAAAUUCGGCCCCUUAGCCGAAGUCGACAUCGUUUAUGACCAGCAGUCCCGCCGCUCACGUGGUUUUGCUUUCGUCUACUUCGAGAACAAAGAGGACUCUAGAGAGGCUAAAGAGCAAGCUAACGGCAUGGAGCUGGAUGGCCGCCGUAUCAGAGUUGACUAUUCCAUAACCAAGAGAGCACACACCCCAACACCUGGUAUCUAUAUGGGACGACCAACCUAUGGAGGAAGACCCAGCACAUACUCUAGACCUUCUAGAGAUUAUGACCGGGGAUCUGAUCGAGGAUCUGAUCGAGGGUGUGAAAGAGGAUACGAGCGAGGAUAUGAAAGAGGAUACGAUCGCUAUGAUGAACGAGACUACUACAGAUCUAACAGGCGCAGGUCUCCUUCACCCUACUAUAAUCGUGGAGGGUACAGAUCUCGUUCUCGCUCAAGGUCUUUCUCUCCAAGGCGUUACUGAAGAUGCUGGGUUUACCGUGUUCCUUACAUGGAGGCAGUUCUGCUCUUCUGAAUGCUGAAUAAUGGAAGGAUGGGUUUUCUUUACUUUUUUUCCAUGUGACUUUUAGUCAUCAAUUUUAGACAGUGUGCAUGUCGGUUUGUUUAUUGGUGUUUCCCUGCGAUAAGCUGUGUGUUUUCUACUUGUGUUAUUAGACCCCGCAAGAUGUGUGUAGUUUGAAAAAGUGCUAUGUUUAGUACACUGUUUUUUCUGAACUGGUGUCCUGGAAGCAGUCGGCUUGCUUCAUCACCACUCGGGUUAAAUUUAAGGGUAUCUAAUAACUGAGACUCGUGUGCUUCUGUAGAACAGUUUUUGGUUCAGCCCUAAUUCUCAUGAGGAAAUUUCGCUUGAUUGGUUAGUUGUAUGAAAAGCCAGAAUGAGAACACACUCGUCUUAAAUAUUUCAUUUUUGACAAGAUACUGCAAUCAAAUGUCUGAUAUUUAUCUGAUUCUGUUAUACAAGUUGAAGCUUUGAUGGUGUGGUGAAGACACAUUUACACUUUACAGUUUCUAAAAGCGUGAAACUUACUGGAUUUAAAAGGUUACAUUUUAAUUCCAGUUUUUGGAUUUUAUUUUUAAUCUUACUAGUAAUUGGUGUGUCUCCAUUCUGAGGUACAGUAAUACUCACGAACUACUGCUGAGAAACAGUGAUACAGAUGUUCGAAUGGAAUCUCAUGUAAAUGGACAUCAUGUUUUCCAUAGACGAGAAAUAAACAGUAUUUUAUAACAA